AUGGUGACAUUCACGGCACGGCGGAGCGAGCCCGAGCUGGUGCGUCCGGCGCGGCCAACGCCUAUUGAGAUAAAGGCCCUCUCCGACAUCGACGAUCAGUGGACACUGCGGUUCUAUGAGUCCAUCAUCGGAUUCUUCCGCGCCCCUCAUGGAGGAGGCGCCAAGCCGGGCAAAGUGGCGAAGGGCAUCAAGGCGGCCAUGGCGGGGGCUCUGGUCUACUACUACCCGAUGGCUGGCCGUCUGCGGACGAUCGCAGGUGGAAACAAGCUGGAGGUGGACUGCACAGGGGAAGGAGUGAUGUUUGUGGAGGCGACUGCGGACGUGCAGCUGGAGGACCUCGGCCAGCCGUUGUUGCCGCCGUACCCGUGCGUCGAGGAGUUCUUGGGAGAUGCCGGUGACACCAGGGAUGUAGUUGGCAAGCCACUCCUUUUCCUCCAGGCGACAGAACUCAAAUGUGGAGGUUUUGUUAUCGGGCUUCAUAUAUGCCAUUGCAUUGCUGAUGGUUUUGGCAUCCUCCAAUUUAUCAAAUCUAUAGCCGACUUUGCAUGUGGUGAACUCAUCCCAACAACUUUGCCCGUGUGGAAAAGAGAUAUCUUCGUAGCACGUAUGCCACCCUCCAUCACACAUGCCUACCCGGCAUAUAAACCAUUUCUUCAUGGUUUAGACAACACGGGAGAUGAUGUGAUGCUAUCAACUCCACCAGAGAGCAUGGAGGUGCAAUAUUUAUUCUUUGGGCCAAAAGAGAUUGAUACUUUACGAAGACAUGUCCCUGAACACCUUUCCAAAUCUACAACAACUUUUGAGUUGCUUACCGCUGUCAUGUGGCGAUGCCGAACUUUGGCACUUCGUUAUGGAUCUAGCCUGAAAGUACGUGUCAUGUUUACUUUAAAUACACGUGGGAGAAGCGUUAAUGGUGAAAGCUCCGUGCCACAUGGUUACUAUGGAAAUGCACAUUUCUCUCCAAUGAUUGAGGUAACAGUAAAUGAGUUGGUGACCAAACCGUUGGCACAUAUACUUGAGCUAAUGCGCAAAGUCAAAUUGGAGACCACAAAGGAUUGCAUGAACUCCAUGGUUGAUUUGUUGGCAUUAUGGCGAGAGAAGUCGCCAUUCAACAUGGACAUGACAUAUGAGGUUAGUGAUACAAAGUGGGUUGAAGGGAAUGCCCUACGAUUUGGGAAGGCUGAGUUGGUUGCUGCUAGCACACCACAUGCAGGAGAUUUCACUUCAAAGUUAAUAAGCUAUCAUAUGAAGUGUAAGAAUAAAGACGGUGACGACUCUACGGUGGUAUCAAUCUUACUACAAAAUCCAAUAAUGGAGAAGUUUACAAAGGAGAUGACUAUUUGGUUGAAGAAGUGACAAAGAUACACUAAGUCAAUUAUAUUCUAUACUCGCCUCUUCUACUUUAUAGUCUUUUGACAUUUGGAUCAAAACAUCGACCAAUGUCAGAUGUGUGCUACCGUAAAACAUAUAGGAAAAUUAGAAAUGGAAUCACUAGUUGG
Molecule: messenger RNA, 1499 nt
Organism: Lolium perenne
Lineage: Eukaryota; Viridiplantae; Streptophyta; Magnoliopsida; Poales; Poaceae
Product: acyl transferase 1-like
Source: RefSeq, a predicted model, not a curated record